This is a messenger RNA of Xenia sp. Carnegie-2017, 1346 nucleotides long. RefSeq names its product cubilin-like. The coding region runs from base 8 to 1240 and encodes 410 amino acids. Lineage: Eukaryota; Metazoa; Cnidaria; Anthozoa; Malacalcyonacea; Xeniidae. The transcript has 7 exons. The record is from RefSeq and is a predicted model, not a curated record.
ACCAUUGAUGGGAGUAUUGUCUUAUACUGCAAAGUUCCAGCACAACCUUUUCUUCGAGUUACAUAUUAAUAAAAUUCAUCUCUGCAAAAUAAAAAUGGAUCCUACAUGGAAAGCAUUCUUCUACUUCACUGUGUGGUUCAUCAAAGUGUGGAAAAUCGAAGCAUCUGUCUUCAUCCUAAAUACAACUUCAGGCUCGUUCAAGCAUCCAAAGAACUCCUCUCGGUACCAGCCUGCAACCGAACACACGUGGCUCAUCAAAGUUGAAAAAGCAAGGUACAUCAAUCUAUCACUUCAUAUAAGAGACGUCGAAGUGUAUAGAGGAAAAUGUAUUGAUAUUGUCGAAAUAAAAGAUGGCGAUAGCUCACAUGCGCCAUUUCUUGGAGGCUAUUGCAAUGAAAAUAAGCCAUCUUAUAAUAUACUGUCAAGUGGUAAUGCAUUACGGGUGUGGUUUCAGUCUGCAAAAAACAGCGCUGGAGGACAUGGCUUCAGUGUAACGUACACAAGUGCUCUUGAUGAAGCUUGCGGUGGUCAUUUCAAGACGUUUCCGGGAGUCAUUAAAACCCCACGCUAUCCUCUACCGUACCCAAAUAACCGUGAAUGUACUUGGACGAUCCAAACUCCUCCUGGUACCUAUAUUCGCGUGCAGUUUCACGGUGCUUACGGUUUGGAAUAUCGAUGCCCUGAUCAUCAUUGUGAAUGUGUUGAUUUUCUCGAGAUUAGGGACGGAGGUAUAAGACUGCGCGAAGAACCUCAAUAUGGGUAUUGUUUUAUGAAACCCGAGCCAUUUACAUCAAGAAGCAAUGCAGUAGAGAUUAAAUUUACAUCAGAUUCCCAUGGACGGUACGAAGGUUUCCACUUCACAUAUACAACAUCACUUACCAGAGGGUGUGGUGGAGAUAUUCAUAAAGAUCGUGGAAUCCUUACAAGUCCAAACUAUCCUUACAGCUAUUACUCAUAUAUCAAAUGUAUUUGGCGAAUCAAGGCGCCGAAAGAUCAUUUCGUCACAAUAACAUUUCAUGAAUUUGAUGUUGAGCGAUCAUCUUCGUUCUGCGCCGGACACUUUUUGACCAUACGAGAUGGAUACUCGGAAGAAAGUCCACUACUUGAAAAAAUGUGCACUCCAAAGUUUGUAAAGGAAAUCAACUCGACAGGAGAAAUGAUGCACAUCACAUUCAUGUCGUUUUUUAAUUCACACUCCAUGGGAUUCAGAGCAACAUUUGCAAGUCAUAGAAGAACAUAGACUGCUUUGCUUUGAUUUAUAUAAGCAAACAAACAAGAUGGUAGAGCGAAACUGAUUAUUUAUAGAAUUAUAUGUUCAUAUAAAACACAAUACAUUGAAACAAUAA